ACCCUGUGUUUUCCUUUUCGUUCCCUCACUCGCUCCCUUCCUUCCCCCCUUCCCUCCCCUCCCCUCUUCUCCCCUCUUCUCCCCUCUUCUCCCCUCUUCGCUUCCCACUUCGCCUCACACAUACCCCACUACUCAACAUAUCAUAGUCUUUCCGCGAGCCGCGACUCUGAAACGACUCGUGCUUCAACCCUUUGGCCGAGAUGUCAUUUACCGCCAUUAACUCCGUGGCUGGUGGGGCGAAGAAAGAUACGGGCAGAGGUGCAGGCAAAGGAACCAGGGAUAGCGAUAAGAUGACAGCUAAAGAUCAAGGCAAGGAAGAUCAAGCCAAGGAAUUGCCAGCGGAAAAGGAAAAUGAGAAUGAAGAGCAAGAGAGAGAUGCAUAUAUCAAAUUUCUCUCAGGAAAAUAUGGUGAAUAUCCUUCAUCUCAAUGCGUUCUCUUUGCCCCCCCCCCCACCCCCCUCAAUUGGUGCCUCAAUUAAAUGUUGAUACUAAACUCAAAAUCCAUACUAUAGAUACACUCGACUCCGAGCUCACUCUUUCACUUAAGAAGUCAACGUCUUACCUUCUCCUUCGCCACAUGGUUAUCCGCAGAUUUAUCAAGGUGUAUGAACCAGACGAGAAAGGAAAGCAGUUUCAGACGUUCUGUUGCCAUUGCGACAAGGUCUGGGGGCCUUACGAUAUGCAUAAUACUACUACGAGUUAUUUGAUUAGGCAUUUCUCUAUCGAUCACCCCGAUCUGCCCAAAACGUAUCCCGAGGAGGAUGCGCUUCUUCGUCGCCAGAUGCAUGGGGUUGUCGAGGACCCAGCAGAUUCUAAGGACAAGAACGCCAAAGACGCAAAGGGAAAGGGCAAAAAGAGAGGUGGUAGAAACAAGGCUGUUGGAUUGGACGAAGCGAAGGCUGGUGAAGAGGGUUCAAAAGGCGGCGCCAGAAAACUCGAGAAGAACAAGAGGGGUAGGGCAAUUGCGGAGCCCGAGACUCCUGUUCAAUUGAGGGCUGCGGAAGUUAAUGCAGUUUCUACCAAGUCCAGGAGUGAUGAGGCCCUUGCCUCUCUUCGAAAAACCCGCUCUGGGAAGAGAACUGGACAACCCGAAAAUAUCUCUGCCGCUGGUAUCAAUCGUGAUCCCCCCGACACACACCCCGCUCGCAAGCGCAGAAGAACCGAGACCUCCGCGGCCACUAGUCGCAAGCAUAAAACCCCCUCAGUUGAAAAAUUUCUAGCGGAGGCAGACCAUACCCUUUCUACCCUCCUGCCCCCGGAGAAUGAUUCAGGUUCCCUCCCUCCUCCCCCAGCUACCCAACGCUCCACCGCUACCACCGCCCUCCCGGCCCCUUCGUCUUCCGCCACCCCCUUCGUCCCCACCGCCAUUGACUCCACAAUUCCGCAAACUCCUUUCACCCAAUCAUACAAAAACCUCUUGACCGAAUUUCUCGCCUCGAGCGAGACCUCUCCCAGUGUCAUUGAGACCAAAGAAUUUCAUGAUCUAGUCAACUUUCUCAACCCGGAGACUCCUAAGUUCAACUUUAACAUCUUGUUCGACGAAGUCUUUGUUCGUCAGAGGGAAAUUCGCACUGACAAGCGUGAGAAGCCCGAUGGGAGUGUUCGUACUAAGAAGUUUGAAGACUCCCUUAAGAAGGAGAAGGAAAAGAGAAGAAAGAAGGAGGAGGGAUACAGAGCUUGGCUGUUUCGCGACUAGAUGGAUAAAUUGCUUACAUAUUCAGGUUUGGAGAAUGGAUGGGAUUUGAAUGCGGGAGAACAAAUGUAUUAUUAUGCGCAGCUUUUUUUCUCUUCCUUUUGUUUCUCAUUUCUUUCCUUUCCCUUCCUUUCCUUCUUUCAUGUAGGUUUUUUUUUGAGGUUUAGUCUAGUUUGUGGUUGAUUGUUUGCUUUGUAUGUAGGUUCCCGAUCGGGGGGAUUUAGUAGCUUGCUUACCUUACUUUCCUACUCUACUUACUGCUAUCUAUACUCUUGCUUUCCUUUUUGUUUAUUUAACUUUUGCGCUUAGUUACAUGUCUUGCGUUGUGUUUUAACUCGGGGUCUGCGUUUUCACUUUGCACUCUUUACUCCUUGCUCUAUUUUAUUUGCACCCACACCCGGGACCCGCACCGUCACACGCGAGUGAGAGGUGGUGACAUUCAACUCGGUCCUUGAGAUGGGUCAGAUAAUUGGGCGGUGCUACUAUAUUCAUACAUGCCGUGCAGUAUAUUAGUCAUUUACAAUGGGUUUCGGAAUUUCCGGUACUGUGGAGUCAGUGUUUUGCAUAGCGUGGCGCAGUGUAUAAUAGUAGUGCAGCCGGACACCACACAUCAUGAGGAUCUGUUGGGGUUGGCUGGCUUUAUUCGUUCAAGCAUGAGAGUGAGCAGUGUACAGUACCUCUUUGUGUAAAGAACUGAAGCCGUUGCGGGUGGUAUAUAGUACUGAACCAAACUGAAUCGGAUUGUAUGGCAUCUUGAAGAAAUAUUGUCU
Messenger RNA from Tuber aestivum (summer truffle), 2463 nucleotides. NCBI's taxonomy places the organism in Eukaryota, Fungi, Ascomycota, Pezizomycetes, Pezizales, Tuberaceae. The record is from the annotation of a GenBank genome assembly.